AUGUCGGAGAGGAGGAGCCAUCGCCGGUCCUCCAGGGCUGGUGGCCGGGGGCGGACCCGCUCUCGCACCGUCCGAGCGGAGCUUUCGUUUUCGGUGAGCCAGGUGGAGCGCGGUCUACGGGAGGGCCACUACGCUCAGCGCCUGAGUCCCACGGCGCCGGUCUACCUCGCUGCGGUUAUCGAGUACCUGACGGCCAAGGUCCUGGAGCUGGCGGGCAACGAGGCCCAGAACAACGGAGAGAGGAACAUCACUCCACUGCUGCUGGACAUGGCGGUUCACAACAACAGGCUGCUGAGCACCCUUUUUGACACAACCACCAUCUCUCAAGUGGCCCCCGGCGGGGACUAG
Molecule: messenger RNA, 348 nt
Organism: Macaca mulatta (Rhesus monkey)
Lineage: Eukaryota; Metazoa; Chordata; Mammalia; Primates; Cercopithecidae
Gene: H2AB1
Product: H2A.B variant histone 1
Cellular component (GO): nucleosome
Molecular function (GO): protein heterodimerization activity; structural constituent of chromatin; DNA binding
Source: RefSeq, marked inferred